AUGUCUAAGAGCAGAUCAACACCUUUUGCGGAGAACCCCAGAACGUGCCUUCACGAGUCUUCCCCCAAAUCAUUUAAUUCCACCGCCGCGCACAUCACACACACUGCAAGGAAACAGAAGAGGCCUCUCGAUGUUGCCGCAUUUGACAACGCAAUGGCCUGUGCCAAGAGCACAGACUUCUGCAUCUGUGCCGGGACUGUGACCUUCAAGGGCAGGGGGGAUGACAGAAGGGCUCUCGUAAUCCUAAACGAGAAAUACACCGAGGACCUCUGGCAGCUGCCCAAAGGCCGCAAGAACAUUGGCGAGGACGCCCUGUGCAACACGGCCAUCAGGGAGACGUACGAGGAGACUGGGUACAGGGUCCAACUCCUGUCCAAAAACAUCCUCACCCGCGCUACCAUGGCCAAGGGCAGGCAAGAGCCCGGUCCCAUCUUCGAGGCCCAGAGCGCCGAGCCCAUCGCCAUGGUCCAUUAUACGGAGCCGUCCCCCGGGCUCGAGGGCGGUCCCGUCACCAAGGUGUGCUUCUUCUACGUAGCGACCGUCAGAGAGGACGCCCUGCCCGCCGCAAACACGCAGGACACCGAAGAGGUGCUGAAGCCGUACUGGCUGACAUGUGCCGACGCGAUGGAGAGGCUUACCUUCGGGGCGGAGAGGAGGGCUUUGGAGAUUGCUAUGUGCUACUGGUGA
This is a messenger RNA of Diaporthe citri, 687 nucleotides long. RefSeq lists its product as uncharacterized. Gene Ontology annotation, molecular function: bis(5'-nucleosyl)-tetraphosphatase (asymmetrical) activity. The record is from RefSeq and is a predicted model, not a curated record. Gene Ontology annotation, biological process: ATP biosynthetic process; AMP biosynthetic process. The transcript has a single exon. Lineage: Eukaryota; Fungi; Ascomycota; Sordariomycetes; Diaporthales; Diaporthaceae. The coding region runs from base 1 to 687 and encodes 228 amino acids.